Molecule: messenger RNA, 3390 nt
Organism: Laetiporus sulphureus 93-53
Lineage: Eukaryota; Fungi; Basidiomycota; Agaricomycetes; Polyporales; Laetiporaceae
Product: ARM repeat-containing protein
Exons: 19
Coding region: 49-3177 (1042 amino acids)
Biological process (GO): protein import into nucleus
Cellular component (GO): cytosol; nuclear envelope
Molecular function (GO): small GTPase binding
Source: RefSeq, a predicted model, not a curated record
CAGGAGUCUACUCCCUCGUCGCCUCUUUCUCUUUUGUGCAUCCUCAAAAUGCCUGUUUCCCUACAGGAACUCACGCAAUGUCUUUCUCAAACCCUCUCAAAUGAUACCGCUACGCGAAUCAAGGCAGAGUUGCACCUCGGCGAUCUGCUCGCCGCCCCAGAGACUGGAUUGGCCCUUGCGCAGCUCGUUGCUCAGCAGAAUGCGAAUGUAGGGUUGCGUCAGUCGGCUGCAAUUAUUCUGAGACGGUUCGUGAAUGAGCGGUGGUCGCCUGCGUUGCCGAAGUGGAAAGGUACAUCGGCGCCUGUGGAGUUGAAAGCGCAAACCAGGCAAAUCGUCUUCCAAUGCCUCUCUGACCCACAGAGCAAAAUCCGAUCGCUGUGCGCACAAAUCCUCACGACGAUCGCGAGUGCCGACUGGCCAGAUGAGUGGCCCGAUCUUCUUGACGCAUUGAUCGCCUUGCUCUCGUCCAAUUCGCCCGCGUCUGUCCAUGGCAGCAUGCAGGUCCUCGCGGAGUUCAUCAAGUCAGAUCUGACGGAAGACCAGAUUCUGCCUAUUCUUCGACAGCUGCUGCCGAUUCUGCUCAAUAUCUUGGGAGCACCCCAGCAACAUUCUGUUCUUACGCGCGCCCGUGCGGUGUCUGUGUUCAAGACUUGUGUGGAAACACUGUUUAUGGUCAAGCAAGAACACCCGCAGGCUGUUAAGGAGGCUGCGGCCUCCAUCCUUCCUGCAUGGCUCGAAGCUUUCAAGUACCUAUUGAACAUCGAUCCCAGGCAGGAUGUGGAGGGAACGCCAAAUUGGGAUGGCAUCGCUCUGCGUAUCCAGAUCUACAAAGCCCUGGACACGAUCCACGUACCCUUCUCAAAACAGCUUCUUCCGUACAUCAACGAUCUACUCACUGUGUCUCUCAACCACCUCACCCUGCUCUAUCCGACAUUCGUCCAUUAUUACCUGAUGGGCGAAGAGCCGGUCCCGCUACCGUCUGAGAACGAGGCGACAGAGCUGACACAGCUCUUCUGCGCUAUCAUGGACCUGGUCUCUGUCAUGACUAGGAUGGGCAGGUCGAAGAAGUGGUUCGAUGGUGGCAAUGCGAGGGCGCUGGUGAUUGCCAUGUUCAACUGGAUACAGAUCACGAAGGAAGAUGAAGAAGAAUGGGCAAAUAAUGCCAACGCGUUUGUGGCAAAUGAAGCCGAGGAGGCGCUAUCCUUCAGUGUGCGAGUCUCUGGACUCGAUAUGCUUGCUGCCCUUAUAGAGGAGUUCCAGCCCGUUGCGAUGCGUACGAUUCAACAAGCUAUCCAGGAGAUCACCAGGACGUCGAACGAGGCGCGGGAUGCAGGCAAUCCUGACUGGUGGCGGCCUCUUGAGGCCAUGUUGGCCGCGGUCGGUUCUCAAGCAGAGGACGUUCUCGAAUGGAUUGAGGACCAAGAGUCUGCAGGGCAUCCGAGUCCGAUGGAUAUCGAGCCUCUCCUCACGAACGUCGUACCCAAUCUCCUCGGUCUCGCAGACUGUCCAUUCUUGCAGGGUCGCGCUUUUGUUUUUGCGAGUCAAUACACGAAGGUACUUCCUACGCAACUUGCGGGGCAGUAUCUCGAGGCUACGGUGCAUGUGCUGGAAGCCAGCGAUGCCGGCGUGCCUAUCAAGAUUUCUGCCCUCAGGGCAGUGCAAAAUUUCUGCAAGGAGAUUGAUGACGCGCUGCUAGAGCCUGUGGCCCCGCGGAUAGUGAAGGCGAUCGGCCCAUUCCUUUCGGUCACCACAGAAGAUACAUUGUCUCUGGUCCUUGAAGCGCUCGACGUGGUUGUCAAGAUCGGUGACGGGAAGUGGAUGACGACGGAUCUGGCUUCGUCUCUUGUUGAUGCUAUUCUUGAUAUUUGGAUGAAGAACAACAGAGAUCCUAUCUUCAUUUCACUCCUGACGGAGAUCCUGGCUUCAUUAGCUUUAUCUCCUGCGCCAGCCGUUUAUGCAACUGUUGUCAAGAAGGCCCUUCCCCCACUUUGCAAUGCCAUUAUGGCAUCGACUGCUCGCGAGCCAUGGAUAGCUGGUACAGCUAUUGAUCUUGUGAGCAGUCUCAUACAGGGAGCACCAGCGAGUGGACUUGGGGACGGCUUCAUCAAUAUUCUCGCGCCCAGUCUGUUCCUCGCACUCAGGACAGUCGAGGACAGGGAUGUGAUUCAGAAUGGCACUGCUUGCAUCACAUUGAUCAUUCGCAAAGAUUACCCUCAACUCAAGGCCUGGACUGACCCUACUUCAGGCCAGUCUGGCUUGGAGUGUGUCCUGGCGGUGCUCGCGCAGCAGCUGAAGAGCAAUGAUGAGUCAGGCGGCCUUGUUGUCGGCGACUUGAUCAUUCACCUCUUCCGGAGAGCAGGAGAGAGUGUUUUGCCUGUGCUGCCGGACCUUCUGAAAGCGAUGUUGGCUCGCAUGACACAGGCGAAGACGGCGUCUUUCAUCCAGAGCUUGGUGAUUCCGUUCGCGUUCUUGAUCUAUAACCAGCGAGAUACGAUGCUUGCCAUGCUGGAGUCGAUGGACAUCCAGGGCCGUUCCGGUUUGGAUAUUCUUCUCCAGACAUGGUGCGAAAACGAGGAGACGUUCCAGGGCUUUUGGGCACAACGUAUCAGCACAUUGGCGCUGUGUUCUCUGUAUAUCUCUGAACGACCAAGUCUGCAGAAGAUUACGGUGAAGGGCGAUCUCAUCAUCAAGCCUGAGACGAGGAAUGUGAUAAUGACUAGAUCGAGAACAAAACAAAUGCCCACGGAAUUUACGCGCAUUCCCUUCCCAGUCAAGGCGCUCAAGCUUUUGCUACGUGACCUGCAGACUGGCGGGGAAUCUGCCACACGGAGGAUUAAUCUCGAAGAUGUGGAGUCGGAUGAUGGGGAGUCUGAGUGGCUUGAAGAGUCGAUGACAACUGUCAAGGAGAAAUUCCCCGAUCUGAAGGAUGAAGAAUUGAUGUACCUAUCUGAUGUUCUAAGCGCACCUACGGGGCUUCCGUUCGACAACGAUGACACUCUGGAAGCUUCUGACGAUGACGACCUCAAGAAUGACCCAGUCUCACAGAUGGACAUGCGGGGACAUCUGCUGACCUUUUUCCGCGAGUGCGCUGCGCAUAAUACGAACAAUUUCUCUGCCGCUAUCGAUCAGCUCACACCGGAGGAGGUAAUGGUUGUGGGGCAAGUGGUCGGCCACUAAAAGUUCGCGUUCAAUUAGAGUACAGUUUUUUGGUCUUCAAGAUAUGAUAUAAUCGUUUACAUUUUUCGCAAAUUUGUCUAUUGUGUCCAGUUUGCGGAGGAAGAGUAUCCUCUUACAUGCUGCAGGGCGCUGAUUCUUGCCGGAGCUCGUUUCCUCCAUGCUCGGCGGCACAAAGAGACAGAGAUCUGGCUCCACCGGGGGUUCGCCUGCGUG